This is a messenger RNA of Malania oleifera, 567 nucleotides long. RefSeq lists its product as uncharacterized. The annotation marks the transcript as partial. The record is from RefSeq and is a predicted model, not a curated record. NCBI's taxonomy places the organism in Eukaryota, Viridiplantae, Streptophyta, Magnoliopsida, Santalales, Ximeniaceae. The transcript is spliced from 8 exons.
AUGUCGACCUCCCAGCCUGUUAUUAUUUCCUGUGUCGGAAAGAAAGAGUCACUCCUCUCCCACUCCUUCCGUCGUCCUCUCAAUCGCGUCUCUCAACUCAAUCAAUCUCGUCCGUCCCCUCUCCUCUCUCUCCCUAGGAAGACUAAUAGACUCCCUACUCUCUCUCCGAAUAGGCAGUUCCCGCUCUCCCAUCCAUACCCUCGGAUCCAACCUCCCGCCCUGGAUCUACCUCCCGCCCUCGAGAGCGAAGAAGCAGAGGCGGAAGAUAAAGAAGUAGAGGCACCUCCGGCAGAUCAGAAUGCCGGGAGGAGAAAGAAAAAAGAUAGCGAAAGGAGCGAAGAAGCAGAGGCGGAAGAUAAAGAAGUAGAGGCACCUCCGGCAGAUCAGAAUGCCGAGAGGAGAAAGAAAAAAGAUAGCGAAAGGAACGAAGAAGCAGAGGCGGAAGAUAAAGAAGUAGAGGCACCUCCGGCAGAUCAGAAUGCCGAGAGGAGAAAGAAAAAAGAUAGCGAAAGGAGCGAAGAAGCAGAGGCGGAAGAUAAAGAAGUAGAGGCACCUCCGGCAGAUCAG